Paramecium sonneborni is the source of this 2245-nucleotide messenger RNA. NCBI's taxonomy places the organism in Eukaryota, Ciliophora, Oligohymenophorea, Peniculida, Parameciidae. The record is from the annotation of a GenBank genome assembly.
AUGUAACAAACUCCAAGAGCUAUUUAAUUGAUUGCAAUUGAGCCUUAAACAAAAAGUAUUUAAGAAUAAGAAUAAAUUAGAAUUAAUUCUUUGUUAGGAAGCAGUAUAGAUAAUAAAAUCUUUUAAUGAUAAAUGCAAGAAUUUUGCUGUGAUUGUUGUUGUUGGCAAAUACCGAACAGGAAAGAGCUAUUUAAUUAAUUAGUUAUUGAUCUAAUAAAGUAAAGGUUUUGAAGUCGGCUCAACUAUAAAUGCUUGCACAAAAGUAAUGAAUAUUUAGAAAUAUUAUUAAAGGGUUUAUGGAUGUGGUCAGAGUUGAUAUAUUUUGAGUCAGGUAGAAAUAAAGAACCAAUUCCAGCUAUUUUAAUUGAUACAGAAGGAAUUGGUUCAGUUGAAGAAGAUAUGAAUCAUGAUGUUAAAGUAUUCCUUUUAGCAAUGUUAAUGAGCAGCUAUUUUAUUUAUAAUAGUGUAGGAACAAUAGAUGAUAUGGCUUUGUAAAAUUUGGGUUUAAUUGUAUAUAAUAGUUUAAAAUUAGGUUAAUUUAACGAAAAUGUUAUAGAAAGCUGAUUAAAAUACGUAAAAGGAUUUAUUUGAAACAUUCCCUUCUUUUUUAUGGAUUUUAAGAGAUUUUACUCUUAGACUUGAAGAUGAAUAUGGAAAUAAGAUACUUCCAAAGGAUUAUUUAGAAGCUGCACUUAAACCUUUGAAAGGUAUAAGUGAAACAAUAGAAAAUAAAAAUAAAAUAAGGAGACAUAUUUCUUAAUUUUUUGCUGAAAGAGAUUGUAUUACUCUUGUUAGACCUACAGAAGAUGAAAAAGCACUUUAAUAAUUAAGCAGCGUAAAAUUUGAGGAAUUAAGAAUAGAAUUUUAAGAAUAGGUGAUGGCUUUAAGAAAGAAGUUAUCAUAUAAAGUUUAAUUCAAAUAAUAUAAAGGCAAAUCUAUAACUCCAUUUACAUUUAUUGAAAUGUCUAAGUAUUAUAUAAUAUAAUUAAUUUAGAUAUUUUGUGGAUGCAAUUAAUUAAGGAUCUUUGCCUGAAAUUGCAACACAAUGGUAAAUGAUCUAAGAAUAAGAAUUUGAAUAUCAUAUUAAUACUUAAGUUAAUUAUUACAAGUAAGCAAUUGAAGAGUUUUUUCAAGAUUAAGACUUAGGAGAUCUUGUUGAAUUAAAUUAAAUUGUAAGUGUAUUGAAUUGUAUUUUUAGUUAUUAAAAAAAAUUAAAAAUUAUUUAGAAGCAAACAGUGAAAAAGAUAUUUUUGUUAAAAGAUGGAAAAGUGUAAAGAAAGAUUUAGAAAGAUUGUUUAAUGAUUCUUAAAGAAGAUAUUAAGAUCUUCAAUUAAUAUAGUUAGAAACUAUCAAAAACAAUUUUAUUGAUGAAAUACAUCAUUAUGAUAAAGAAGACUUUUGGGGUAUUGUUGAUAUAGCAAAUAAUGCUGUUUCUGAAUAUCUAACUAAAAAUAUCAAUACAAAUGAACUUUAAAAUUAUAUUACAUAAAUUUGGGAGAGUACAGUAUAAAGAAUCUAACAUGAAUUUCAUAUUAUAAAAAAUCUCUCAAAUUUACAUAUUCAGAUUUAAUCAAAAUAAGAAAUUGAAAUUAGAAGAUUAUAAGCAGAAUUAUUAAGUUAUUAAGAAGUUCAUAUAGAAGAUAAUAGAUAAAAAGAUAAAUUAAUUGAAAAAUUAAAACUUGAAAAUGAUUAGAAUAAGAAACGAAAUUAAACUUCAGAAGUUCUUAUUUCUGAUUUGAAAUCAUAAUUAGAAUAGUUACAAUAAGAUCAUAAUUAAUAAUUAAAAUCAGUAGAAAAUCACAAUAGAUAAGAAUUAAACAAAUUAAGAUCUGUUAUUUCUAAAUUUGAAUAAAGACUAAUAGAUUCUAAUGUAAAUAUUGAUAAAUUUACAAAUUUAUAUUAAUAACAUGAAAAAGAACAUUAGUAAGAAUUAAACGAAUUCAAAAUAGAAAUCUUGAAACUUAACUCUUAGAUUUCGGAUUAUUAAAUCUAGAUCAAAGAGAAUAAAAGUGAUGUAGAUAGUGAUUCAAAGAAUUAAAACUAUUAUUCAGCUAAAAAAUAAUAAAAAAAUAAUACAAAUGACAAUGCUUUCAUCAAUAAUAUGUAAAAGUAAAGUGAAAAUACAUUAUAAGAAUGGAAAUAUUAAAAAGAAUACAUAAGAAAGUAAUUACAAGAAGCUUAUUAUAAAAUAUAAGAAGAAAAAAAAUAAAAUGAUGCACUCAUUAAUAGUUUAAAGUAAUAUUGA